AUGACGCAGCACCCCGCCAUCCAUGACGCUGAAGCCCAUGAGCGGGUUGAGCCAGCUGUACGUGGCGCGGGCGAGCCAGCCAGCGUCCUCGAGAGACGGAAAGGCGUUGCCGGGGCGGAACUCAUCCUCGCGAUCAGAGAAGGGAUUGUAGAGGGGGCGCGCCUCAGGCAGCUCGGCGGGUGUCAUCGUGCCGUACGACUGCGACAGCACAAAGCUGCGGUUGACGCGCAACUUAAGCGGCUUCUUCUUCGGCUGCUGCUGCUGCUGCGCCGCCGCGGCGACAACGUUCUUCAACUCUUCUUCACCCUCCUCGUCGUCAUCAUCGUCGUUGAGCGGGUCGAGGAUGCUGGAACUCCCCAUGCCGGGUUCGAGGGCACUUGGUAUGGAAGCCCGGUCGAGAAACAGUCUGUGGCAGCGGUGCCGCCAACGCCUCUGUGGGGCGUCAUGCGGUAA
Trypanosoma grayi is the source of this 453-nucleotide messenger RNA. RefSeq lists its product as hypothetical. The record is from RefSeq and is a predicted model, not a curated record. NCBI's taxonomy places the organism in Eukaryota, Euglenozoa, Kinetoplastea, Trypanosomatida, Trypanosomatidae. The transcript has a single exon. The coding region runs from base 1 to 453 and encodes 150 amino acids.